GCCUCUUGCAGCCACUUCUCUCCAUCACUCCGUCUGCUUCGCGUCCCCUUUCUCGUUUUGUCCUCUUUAUUCCCUCAUCCUCUGCUGUUGUCUUUUUCUCCCCGUUCAAUUCGACAUGCCCCGCACGUGAAGUAACUAGUGGCUGGAUGAAGAGUCAGGAGGAAAGAAAUCUGAUGCUCUAACAAGGAAUAAAGGAGAGCGGAGAAAAACACGCACGUUUUCAUUCUUCAUUGAGUGCCUUGGCUUGUUCGGAGCAACAGUAUGGAUCUCUCUUUCAUGGCUGCGCAGAUCCCGGUAAUGACCGGCGCUUUCAUGGACUCCUCUCCCAAUGACGACUACAGCGGCGAGCACUCGCUCUUCAACUCCUCGGCUAGCGUCAACGCUGCUCCGUCAGCGGCCUCGGUACAUGGCCAGCAGGACGAGCAACAGUCAAUGUCUAGCGAUGCCAUCUGGCUCUGGAUUGCCAUCAUCGCUACGAUUGGAAACAUUGUGGUGGUGGGCGUCGUCUACGCCUGCACUUUCUGAUGAACAUGCUUACGCAGACGAACUGAAAACUCAUGAGUCAUGCUUUUUUGUUUGUUUGGGGAUGACAAACCCAAAAGAUUCUCUGCUGAACAGAUAUAUAAUCUAUCUUCAUGUCUCUCCUUUUCUUCCUCUCACUGGGUUUUCAGAUUAUUUAGGGCCCCUCGGACCAAGUUCUGACACUGACAAAUACACUUCCAUAUUUCUUUAUCCAGGAAAAAAGAUUGGGAUUUGGCUGCAUUUGUCAUCAACAAGCACUUUUGAAUUCUGCGUCCGUAUUUUGGGAAGAUGCUUGAGUGCAUGACAGCCCGUUUGUUAGACAGUGAGCAGACAAACAAGCACUCUCACACAAUAAUCUGAAGAAAUAUUUUUUUCAGGUUAAGCUUGUUCCUGCAUAUUUUCCUAGAGAUCGUCCUCACUCGUAGUGUAGAUGGGUGAACAGAGGACAAAUGAGGCUUAAGAUUCUGAGUGAAUCAGGUCAUUUUAAACACCCAUCAGAUGAUUCCAGAGCCAAAUCAGGUCACGGCUGCUUCAUUACACAGCUGAACACAUGGGUUUAAGCUUCAACUAUUCAAAAGUACUGGUGUUAUUUUUCUGUUAGGCAGCUCUGGAAGCCAGAGCACCAAAGCUGCUUCAAAGCAUGGACAUCAGUGUAUUUACCAGCAAAAAGACAUAAAGGUUAGACCGGCUAAAAGAAAUGUUUGGGAUGUUUUUGAACUGGAAUUCAGGGUUGUAAUCAUCAGUCAGUAUCUUACCUGCAGGAAUACUUUCCUAACAAAAAGCCAUUGCUUAAGUAGUUGAUAGCUUGAUUUUCGCUAAAGGUGUGGUUGACUGAAAAAAAAAAAACAUUUAUUUGAUGUUUUUGUCUGAAUAAAUUUGGUCUCUUAGAGUUUUUCAUGUAGGCUGGACAUGGGAAUAGUCUCCUCCACCUAUCUCCUGCUUUAGCUUCAGAUAGAAAAUAGACGUUGAAAUGCGUGGAUUUGAAAAGCUUGACAGCUCUACAUCAAGCAGUUUCUUGGAUCCACCGAUCUUGACUCACGACUGGGAGGGAUGUUGUUGUUUUAACCUUUAGAAAUCAGCAGAGAAUGUGUCGGAUAGUUUAAGCUAACCGUUAGCAUUAGCAACACCACCACGUGGCAGAACCUCCUCCAGGCUUGUGUUACUUGUGGAAAUAAAACAACCACGUUGCAUGUUCGUGGUAGAGUCGUACUCGUCCGAUCCGGGGAGAGAUGUCCAAAUAUCUCCGAGAACAACCGCUCCUUUAGGAAUUCCUUUCUGAUUCUCCAAACUGGGAUCAUUCUUUCUACUGCAGGUUACAUUUUAGGCCUUUUACCAAUAUGAUUCCAUAAAAAUGCUUCAGAUAAUCCCUUUCUAAAGCCACCUCCAAGCCCAACAGCGGUAGGUUGACUUCAGCAAGAAGAAAGGAGUUUUUCCAGUUCCAGCUUUAAUGUGUCUGUGAAAAGGGACUAUGGCUGCUGGAGAAUCCUUCUUCAAAAAGUCCAAGCUAUUCCUUUAAAAUCCCAUUAAAGAGGAUUCUUCACUGCCAACUCAAUUACGCUAGAAGGGAUCACUGUAUGUUCAUCUGUUCAUAAAUUAAUGAGUACAGCAGAAUCUAAAAAUACAAUAAAGCUGUCUUUGCAGUUGUUUCAGACAAUAUCUACGGAAUAUAAAUGAAGCACAACAAAAACAAACAAAAACACCUUUGUAGCCUUUUCCUUGUUAGCAGAAUGUUUUCAUAUGAUUUUAUUGCAGCUUUUUUUUUUAUUAUGAACACUUUUCACAAUAGAAGAGAAGACCUGACGGUAAAGAUUUGUGAAAGGUGUAUAAAAUAAUCCAGAUGUGGCUGGCACGGGCCAGAAACCAAGUGAAUGUUGUGGUAGAGACAAAUCAGUGAGUGUGAAUGAAAAACACAUUUUUGCUCUCAGCCUCGGGACUCAUCUUCUACUUUGCUUGUGAACAGAAACUUCUUUUUAGAUUGUUUGUUUUGCUCAUUUAGGCAAAUGGAAAAAAUUAGCAUGACAGUGUAACACUGCAAACAUUAAUUUUGCAUCAGCGCAGAAACCCCAAAAUGAGGAAGCUCUGCAAAAACACCUGCAAUCUUUGUUGUGCUUCCUAUCCCUUUUCUGCUGUUACACCAGUUCAGAUGUGAUUUGUCACCGUAGAAAAAAGAUUGCACUGAGACAGGCAGCUAUAAAAGAUUAUGGCACUGUGUUCACCUCGGAUUGGAGACACAAUAACCGAUGCAUCAAGCAUAUCUGCGGCUGCAGCUGGGCUGCUUCGGUGCAUCACUGAGCUUUGGCACGGAGAAGAUUUUUCAACCGCGAGGCUUUUGAGCCAUCACACGAAAGGUAGGAAGUGAGUCCCGAGCCUUUCCUUGGAUGCUGGAGGCAGCUGUCUGCAUCAAAUAGCUCUUGUCCUAACUAGGACAUGAACACUCAAGCAUCAACCUACAGCCAAAGAUACGAUUAAACCUUGUCCCAUGACACAAUCCCCCACAACCUCAUAAAUAAUACAGCUGCUAGGCUUUGAUCUUUGUUUUAAGUGUGCUAACUCAUAUCUGCACUUGCUUAAACCACUUCCUGUCUGAAACAAAAAGGGGAAAUAAUUAUGAAGUCAUUUUGCAAAUCAAAACAUUAUAACUCAAAAUACGGUUGUUUUAUGCGUCAAGUCUUUACUCACAUCAUAAAAAUGACUAAUUCUCAUUUGUACAUGGACAUUUUUGCCAAGUGAACCAUGACUAUGUCAAAAUCAUACAAAUAUGCUAUAGAGGUAUAAACCUGUUGUGAAGACACUACACUUGUUUAAAUGUUUAAUCACCUGGAUAAAGUGAAAAUAAAAAUGAUUUCAUGUAUUUAUUGUAAGAAGAUUUAGAUAUACAAUAACCUGUUGUUAUGAGUGUACUUUUACAAGGUUUAAAGGUGGACUUUUAAAGCCUGUUUAUUUUUAAUAAAUGGUUGAUGUAGAAUUAAGACAUGUAAAACACGUACACAAUGCUCUUUUUGUAAAGAUAUAAGCUACUAAUAAAAUUUCUGUAAUAAUGUAAAUAUAUAUAUAUAUAUAUUUACUUUCUUUAAGCUAAUGUCAUUAAGAAUGCAAAAUGAAGUCUUUUUUUAAGUUUGCUCCCUUGGAGGAAGUUGAUGGUGUGAGGAAAGUGUUUAAGUUUCAUCUAGAUUCUGUUUUAUUGCUGUCUGCGAAGAGCCAACCCUCUGUUAGGUUUUACCAGUCGCUGCUCAGCCGCCCAGCUGAUAUUGAUACUAAGCUCAAAUAGUGCUAUCUGUCAUCCUGACACAGGUCACGGCUGUUUAGGAAUCACCUGCAUUCACUAUUCUGUGCUCUCAUGCUCUACUCUACCCUUCGAUCAUGAUAACACAAGUUAUUCUAAACAAAUAUUGAGCCAAAACACACAAAAAAUGUUCUUAAUCCAGUGAAAGCCAGUUGUAUGAAAAUCCCAAUUUUUUGGACUAAAUGUUCUGUUUUAUACUCCUUCGUGGGUGGAAAACAAUCUGUGCAUAAUUUUAUGGAUAAGACAUCUUGGUUUGAAGUGACAGUGUGUAUUUUCCCUGGUGAAAGGGGGCAGUACAUACCUAAAACACUGAAAGCAAGCAGUAUUUUUGUGUUUGAGUAAGACCUUACCAACGGAUGGCCAUUAAGGUUGAACGUUUUUGAACGAGGACUUCACCAGAUGAUUCAACCUCCUGCAAAAUGUCAAGCACAACAAACUCCCCUUUCACUGGCAAUUAGCAAAAAGGUAAAUGUUUAAAACAGUGUCUAUGAAUGGUGAAAGUUUGUAACCGUUUGUUACAGAUCAGUGAAUGCAUGUUUUCCUCACGGGCUCACGCAAAAGUAAACAUUGCAUCUAAUAUGGCGUCGCCCUGAGGCGAUGUAUUUAAGACCCGGUUAUACAGUGUGUUACAAAGCCGCCAAUAUUUAACAACCAGCAUCAUUUAUUCGUUUUCAACAACAUUUCACUGGAUAUUUCCAGAGAUUAAAGGUAAAAAACACACAUUGUCACUUUAAUUUGCACAAUAAUAACUUUAGUGAGAUGUAUGUUUUACACAUUUUUUGUUGUUUUGGUGUGACAAUUAAAAACAAGUCCACUGUG
Molecule: messenger RNA, 4624 nt
Organism: Nothobranchius furzeri (turquoise killifish)
Lineage: Eukaryota; Metazoa; Chordata; Actinopteri; Cyprinodontiformes; Nothobranchiidae
Source: RefSeq, a predicted model, not a curated record